This is a messenger RNA of Durusdinium trenchii, 1997 nucleotides long. Lineage: Eukaryota; Dinophyceae; Suessiales; Symbiodiniaceae. The record is from the annotation of a GenBank genome assembly.
AUCCAAAGCCACAAGCCUCCUAAGACCGCCAAGCUUGGCAGAUGCGUCACGCGCACGCAGUCUUCAGCUUGGCCACGAUGCCCACAUCCCUACGUUCUGAUGUUCAGAAUCAAAAAGUCGUGCUUUCAUCCGCCGGUGAGCGCUACAGAGCAUAAGUUGAGCCAUGGUUUAAAGGCGCUUUCACCCUUGGCGUUGCUGUGGCUCCAGAUUGAAACCGUUCCGAUUUUCCCAUGGCGUUGCUGUCGCCACCGCCUGGCCCUGUUGGUGCCGGUGCUUCCGGCACCACUCCCAGCGCGCCCAGCGCGCCUGGAGCAGCCGCAUGGACUCCAUGUGUGUUCGGUACAUGGUCGCAAGGGCGACCGGCCUCAGUGCCAAGUGCAGUGCUGGGCCUUUGCGGCGUCUUCAUGGCCAGACGUGUGGUUCACCAGGGGCUGCGAGCGAAACUUUCGAAGAGAAUCCAGAAUGAGAAUGGAUUCAGGAAGCUGCCAGGAGGGGGGAUGGAGAUCAACUUGACAGUGAAAGACAAAGAGAAGUCCAAGAGCGAUGCCGACCUGAGCGUGGGUGAGUUGAGGCACCUGCAGAUUCGACACUCACAGAUCUCAAGCCUCAACAACUUCUUUCGGCAGAAGCACAAACGAAGCAAGAAAAGGGGCAUUGCCCCGCAGAUCUUGUACGUCGAACGACCAGAUAAUCCUUGGAGAGACCGCUACUUGGUUUGCAAAGACUGCGAGCGGCGUGUGAACUACGAGAACAAGCCCCCGCGGAGUAACUGCAACAAUUCCACGGUCAUGGAACUUGACAUGACGGCACAGUUCUCCCGAGAUAACGUGAUGGUCACCAGUUGUGAGUUGGUGCAGAUGGUGAGAGACGAUGUGUGGGUCAAGUAUGAGAAGGGUACCUAUGCUAGAACUGACAAGAAGCAAGCGCCAGCUUUCCCAGUUCAAGUCUGCUGCGUGUGCCGGAAGACCACGUUGGAGGAAGGGCGGCGGUUCAAGGUCUGCCCCGUUUGCGAGGGUGCUGCGUACUGUAGUGAAAGCUGCUUCGCUGAGCACAAUUUGAAGCACCAGGCUUCCUGCGUCAGACCCCAUUUGCCCUACCGUGGUGAGUGGGGCAUCAGGAAGGAACUCCGGGAGAUGCGCAAAGAGAUCUAUCCCCUCAUCAACUCUUGGGUCUUUCGGGAACCAGAGGAACACCGAGUGGCUUGGUUGCCGCCUCCGGAGCACCAGCAAAAGAUCUUGGACGCACAAAGGACGCCCAAGAGAAUCAGCCUGGCUGGUGGCCGUAGCAGGAAGCUGCUGCCUGCGGAAGGCCUCGCACGAAGCAGCGUGGAAGGUGGACAGAUCGUGUUGAGAAAGAAGGAUGCUUUGGCCUACAGAAGCCCAAGGGCUUAUAGGAAGCAGGAAGAGCCUGACCAGACCUUCCUGGAUGACAUUGGAAUGACCAGAGAGGAGUACAUGCGCAAGGAUUUGGAACUUCGGGCCGAGGCGAUUCGAGCUGAUGAGGAAGCCCUGUCCCUGGUUCCUGUGAACGAAGAAGAAGAGGAGCCAGAAGAGGACCUGUCCUUGCCGUUGCAGACCUUUGGUGGUAAGAAGGUGCGUCCCAGGACCACAUUGCACGGAACGCACAUCCCGGUGCCUGUCCGAGAGGUGCCCAAGCUGGUCUUCUCUCAGGAGGCUGUGGAGCGGGUGGAGGCGGCGGCGGCGAAUGGCGAGGUGAAUAUCGAUGAUCCGCAGUUGGCACCCACCAAGCCGCCCUGGGAGAUCCCGCGCGAGGGACAGAAGAAGUUCUGGACACCGCUGCCGGAGGAGAAGAAGAAAGAAGGUGUGCAAUAUCCCGAGUCGCCGGUGCGGGAGCUGGCGAAGAAGUACGGCGUGCGCCUCUCUGAGGAGGCCCUGGACCGUCUGGAGAAGGCCGCCGAGACAGCCGAGCCCAAUCGCAAUCGGAUCAGCUGGCAGAAGCCAGUGCUCAAGGACGAUGCCCCAGAAAAGCUGGCGUAA